Molecule: messenger RNA, 643 nt
Organism: Fragaria vesca subsp. vesca
Lineage: Eukaryota; Viridiplantae; Streptophyta; Magnoliopsida; Rosales; Rosaceae
Exons: 3
Coding region: 34-372 (112 amino acids)
Biological process (GO): negative regulation of organ growth
Molecular function (GO): anaphase-promoting complex binding
Source: RefSeq, a predicted model, not a curated record
ACUUUGUGGUGAAUUUUCCGGCAGAAAUUAGGAAUGAGUAGUUCGUCGCCGGCGCAUUCUUCGAUAUCGACGACGGCAAUUGCCGGAGAAAGAAAUGGAGGCAGCAAUGGUAGUGGUGCUGCUGCUUUGUCCACAGACGAUUUCUACUUCCCAACUGAUCUCAUUUCGAUUCAGGAUCGAAAAGACGAGGCAAUGCUUGUUUUAAAGGCCAAUCUCAUGGCUGCACUUAAUAAGGAGGUUAAAUCGCUCGAUGAAGAUAGCUGGAUGUUUGAAGGGCCACGGUCUCGUAUCAACCUAAUAUCCAGACAAGGGGGUUUUCUCCAGAAGCGACUUGGAAUUUCAAAGAAUUGGAAUUUGGCCGGACCAAGAUGAUUUUCAGCACCUCAUAGAAUUUUUUCUAUCUCUUUGUUUACAACUUUACAUGAUGUGAGUAUCUUGAACCCACGUUUUCCAAUUUCUUCUUUCACUGUUUUCUUAGGAGUUGACAUGUGAAUCAAACAAUAUAAGCAUCUGCAGUUUCGUCAACUUUGUCCAUGAAACAAUAUAUAAACUGUUGUAUUGAUCAGGAUGAGUUUGAACAAACGUGCCCCAAUGUUUUAGAGUGAUGACUGAUCAUGUGAUCAUGAUUUUUCCGGUUUGUUCU